This is a messenger RNA of Lipotes vexillifer (Yangtze River dolphin), 4611 nucleotides long. It is a transcript of the gene RASA1, whose product is annotated as RAS p21 protein activator 1. The record is from RefSeq and is a predicted model, not a curated record. Gene Ontology annotation, molecular function: protein binding. The coding region runs from base 445 to 3567 and encodes 1040 amino acids. Gene Ontology annotation, biological process: regulation of GTPase activity. Lineage: Eukaryota; Metazoa; Chordata; Mammalia; Artiodactyla; Lipotidae. The transcript is spliced from 25 exons.
CGGCGGUGGCUGCGGUGGGGGUGGCCGGAACUGGGGUGGUGAAGAAGCGGUGGCGGCGGCGGCCGUGGCGGUGGCUGAAGGAGCAGCAGCCGCCCCAGCCGCUUCCCCUGUGCUUCCCUUCCUCUUGAGUGCAGCCAGGAAGUUUUUCGCUUCUGUGCAUGUGUGUGUGCGUGAGUGUGGGUGUGUAAGGUGAAGAUUUGGGCGGCGUUUGUGCAGGCGUUGGGUUUUUUGCCCACUUCUCUUCCCGUAACCCGGGUAGCUCCCGAGCCUGGGCUGUGGCCCGAAGAGGGGGCGCGGCGGCGGGCUCUCUCCUUUUGUUGUUGUUUCCUCCGCCUGGGGAGCUGAAGAGGGGACGCGCCUGGGUGGGGCGGCUCGGAGCCCGGGCCUGGUGGCCCCCGGGGCUCCCGGGCCGGCAGGGUAGGGCAGAGUAGAGCGGGCUUCAACAUGAUGGCGGCCGAGGCCGGCAGUGAGGAGGGCGGCCCGGUCACCGCCGGGGCAGCAGGAGGCGGCGGGGCCGCAGGCUCCAGUGCCUGUCCGGCAGUGUGUCGGGUGAAGAUACCCGCCGCCCUGUCUGUGGCAGCCGCCCCCUUUCCUGGGCUGGCGGAGGCUGGAGUGGCCGGGACUCUGGGUGGCGGAGCCGCUUUGGGGUCAGGGUUCCUGGGACCUGGGCCUGUGGCGGGGGCACUGGGGGGAGCCGGACUGUCAGGGGGAGGUGCUGCUGCUGGCGUGGCUGGUGCUGCCGCCGCCGGACCUGGCGGGGAGAUGGCUCUCACCAAGGGGACCACUUCGUUGCCGGCUGAGACCUUCGGGGCAGGCGGCGGAUUCCCUCCUUUGCCACCUCCUCCUCAGCUGCCCCCUUUGGGCGCGGGCCUGGGAACAGUGGACGAAGGUGACUCUCUGGAUGGACCAGAAUACGAGGAGGAAGAGGUGGCCAUCCCGCUGACCGCUCCGCCAACUAACCAGUGGUAUCAUGGAAAACUUGAUAGAACGAUAGCAGAGGAACGCCUCAGGCAGGCAGGGAAGUCCGGCAGUUACCUUAUAAGAGAGAGUGAUCGGAGGCCAGGGUCCUUUGUACUUUCAUUUCUUAGCCAGACAAAUGUUGUCAACCAUUUUAGGAUUAUUGCUAUGUGUGGGGAUUACUACAUUGGUGGAAGACGUUUUUCUUCUCUGUCAGACCUAAUAGGUUAUUACAGUCAUGUUUCCUGUUUGCUUAAAGGAGAAAAAUUGCUUUAUCCAGUUGCACCUCCAGAGCCAGUAGAAGAUAGAAGGCGUGUUCGAGCCAUUCUCCCUUACACAAAAGUACCAGACACUGAUGAAAUAAGUUUCUUAAAAGGAGAUAUGUUCAUUGUUCAUAACGAGUUAGAAGAUGGAUGGAUGUGGGUUACAAAUCUAAGAACAGAUGAACAAGGUCUUAUUGUUGAAGACCUAGUAGAAGAGGUGGGCCGGGAAGAAGAUCCACAUGAAGGCAAAAUAUGGUUCCAUGGGAAAAUUUCCAAACAAGAAGCUUAUAAUUUACUAAUGACAGUUGGUCAAGUCUGCAGUUUUCUUGUGAGGCCAUCAGAUAAUACUCCUGGUGACUAUUCACUUUAUUUUCGGACCAAUGAAAAUAUUCAGCGAUUUAAAAUAUGUCCAACACCAAACAAUCAGUUUAUGAUGGGAGGCCGAUAUUAUAACAGCAUUGGGGACAUCAUAGAUCACUAUCGAAAAGAACAAAUUGUUGAAGGGUAUUAUCUUAAGGAACCUGUACCAAUGCAGGAUCAAGAACAAGUACUCAAUGAUACAGUGGAUGGCAAGGAAAUUUAUAAUACAAUUCGUCGUAAAACAAAGGAUGCCUUUUAUAAAAACAUUGUUAAAAAAGGUUAUCUUCUAAAAAAAGGCAAAGGAAAAAGGUGGAAAAAUUUAUAUUUUAUCUUAGAGGGCAGUGAUGCCCAACUUAUUUAUUUUGAAAGUGAAAAACGAGCUACAAAACCAAAAGGAUUAAUAGAUCUCAGCGUGUGUUCUGUCUAUGUUGUUCAUGAUAGUCUCUUUGGCAGGCCAAACUGUUUUCAGAUAGUGGUUCAGCACUUUAGUGAAGAACAUUACAUCUUCUACUUUGCAGGAGAAACUCCAGAACAAGCAGAGGACUGGAUGAAAGGUCUGCAGGCAUUUUGCAAUUUACGGAAAAGUAGUCCAGGGACAUCUAAUAAACGCCUGCGUCAGGUCAGCAGUCUUGUUUUACAUAUUGAAGAAGCCCAUAAACUCCCAGUAAAACAUUUUACUAAUCCAUAUUGUAACAUCUACCUGAAUAGUGUCCAGGUAGCAAAAACUCAUGCAAGGGAAGGGCAAAACCCUGUAUGGUCAGAAGAGUUUGUCUUUGAUGAUCUUCCUCCUGACAUCAACAGAUUUGAAAUAACUCUUAGUAAUAAAACGAAGAAAAGCAAAGAUCCUGAUAUCUUAUUUAUGCGCUGCCAGUUGAGCCGGCUGCAGAAAGGGCAUGCCACAGAUGAAUGGUUUUUGCUCAGCUCCCAUAUACCAUUGAAAGGUAUUGAGCCAGGAUCCCUGCGCGUCCGAGCACGAUAUUCUAUGGAAAAAAUCAUGCCAGAAGAAGAGUACAGCGAAUUUAAAGAGCUUAUACUGCAAAAGGAGCUUCAUGUAGUCUAUGCUUUAUCACAUGUAUGUGGACAGGACCGAACACUACUGGCUAGCAUCCUACUGAGGAUUUUUCUUCAUGAAAGGCUUGAAUCGUUGUUGUUAUGUACACUAAAUGACAGAGAAAUAAGCAUGGAAGAUGAAGCCACUACCCUAUUUCGAGCUACAACACUUGCGAGUACGUUGAUGGAGCAGUAUAUGAAAGCCACUGCUACACAAUUUGUUCAUCACGCUUUGAAAGACUGUAUCUUAAAGAUAAUGGAAAGCAAGCAGUCUUGCGAGUUAAGUCCAUCAAAGUUAGAAAAAAAUGAAGAUGUGAACACUAAUUUAGCACACCUAUUGAACAUACUUUCAGAGCUUGUGGAGAAAAUAUUCAUGGCUUCAGAAAUACUUCCACCGACACUGAGGUAUAUUUAUGGGUGUUUACAGAAAUCUGUUCAGCAUAAGUGGCCUACAAAUACCACCAUGAGAACAAGAGUUGUUAGUGGUUUUGUUUUUCUUCGACUUAUCUGUCCUGCCAUCCUGAACCCACGGAUGUUUAAUAUCAUCUCAGAUUCCCCAUCUCCUAUUGCUGCAAGAACACUGAUAUUAGUGGCUAAGUCUGUGCAGAACUUAGCAAAUCUUGUGGAAUUUGGAGCUAAGGAGCCUUACAUGGAAGGUGUCAAUCCAUUCAUCAAAAGUAACAAACAUCGUAUGAUCAUGUUUUUAGAUGAACUUGGGAAUGUACCUGAACUUCCGGACACUACAGAGCAUUCUAGAACUGACCUUUCCCGUGAUUUAGCAGCAUUGCAUGAGAUUUGUGUAGCCCAUUCAGAUGAACUGCGAACGCUCAGUAAUGAGCGUGGUGCACAGCAGCACGUACUGAAAAAGCUUCUGGCUAUAACAGAGCUGCUUCAGCAAAAACAAAACCAGUAUACAAAAACUAAUGAUGUCAGGUAGCAGCCUUCGCCGCAGUGUUCUGCAUGGAUUCAGCAUGCCCAACAUGGUAAUUCACAUCAGUAUAAUGUCUCCUUUGCUCUUGCCAAAAAAAUAGCACACCUUUCCACAUUCCAGUGAUGUGUGAACUAUGCAAACAAAACUCGAGAUUCUGCUGGUGAGUAACUGCACCAGCAGCUUUGUAAGCUAUCUGUGCAGGAUAUUUGCACUUUUUUUCCACAUAUGGAAUCUUUACCAACCUCUGAGCCUUGGUGUACAGAUCACCUUUCACACAAUGCUAUGACCAUAUCUUGAACUUGGAAAAUAUAUUUUCAAUACAUUCAAUUGCCAAAGUUUUGCUGUCUCUUGGAAACAGAACUGAAAAAAAGCAUUCUGUUGACAAUUGAGUAUAACUGGAUUGCAGACUGCUCUUACUGUUACUUCUUCCUGAAUUAGGAAUAUGACCGUUUGACUGUUCAAUGACUUUAUUUGUAUUUACAGUUUCCAGAGUUUACCAUUACAAUAGGAACACUCUUUGCUGUAUACUUUUUUUUUUAAAUAACUGCUAUUUCUCUUUGCUGGAACUGUUGAAAGAAAAUAUAUAGAAUGGAUCUCUUGCUCAUCAGCUUUAUUUUUUAAACAUACCACUUAUUUUGUUCGAAUUGUCAAAGACUGUAUUUAGAUCUCAUAAUGCUUUUUUGUUAAAUGUUUACAACAGUAAAUAGUUUGAAUUCAAUAAAUAUUAUUGGUCACUGUGUACUGAUCAACGCAUGUUACCCAUUCAACCGUUUUAUAGAUUACCGAUUUCUUUUAUAUGUUUAAAAACCCUAAAAACCCUAGAAUGCUUUCAUUGAAAGUAUUCAUUAAUUCCAAGUUGAUUUUUUAAAUUAUGCAAACAAUUUCAUCAGCCACUGAACAGCUCAUCUUUACCCUUCUGACUACUUGUUGUAUCUGCUGGAUAUUUAGUUUGACUGUAUAGUUUUAUUUGCUUCUGUAUGUGUAUUUUUGUGAAGUAUUCACAAGGGUUAAGUUAAAAUAAAACCAAGGGAUAUCAUAAAUAUCUGAUUA